Molecule: messenger RNA, 1050 nt
Organism: Penicillium lagena
Lineage: Eukaryota; Fungi; Ascomycota; Eurotiomycetes; Eurotiales; Aspergillaceae
Product: protein N-lysine methyltransferase family protein
Exons: 2
Coding region: 1-1050 (349 amino acids)
Source: RefSeq, a predicted model, not a curated record
AUGGUCUAUUAUAUUCGCUUCCUCAAGACCCCCCGAGUCCAGCAGCAGAAGGGGUCCUCUGUUGUGUCUGCGUUGUUCUGCAUCACCACGGAUCUUGGAGAUGCAUUCCUGGCCCAGGAUGUGGACUUGAUCGCAGAAUUAGCUAUCUCUCAUUCCUCAAAAAUCCUGAGCUCGAAGUCCCUGACAUGGCAAGCUGGGAAACGUGAGCUUCCAAUUUCUCUGGAGUUGCGUCGUGGCCUUGCACAGCAACCCGUGGUGUUGACUGUUCGGCCUCUGGGCCCUCAGUCGCUUGUCAAAGACUCACUAUGCCCAAUCCCAUUAGUGGUCUCGGGCUGGAGUACCCCAAUCUCGGCGCAAUUGCCGGCUGAAAAGCUGAUUGAACGCCGGUUCAGUCUCGGGGACAGCCUAGAAUCCCAAACAUCGGACCUCUGCAUUUCCGAGGAGACUGGCAACAGCAUUGCUCGGCAUAUCUGGGAUGCGGCGCUCGCCUCAGUAAUAUACCUCCAUCAAAUAAUCAGCGGAGCAUCAGAGGGAAUGCCCUCGCUCCGCCACCUCUUACAGCACCCACGCCAAACCCCUCUCCAGGUGAUUGAGCUGGGAGCCGGAUGUGGCAUUGUGGGCAUUGCCCUCGCCCAGCUGCACCCCCACUGCUCCGUCUUACUCACAGACCUCCCCGAAGUCGAGGAGAUUGUCACACGGAAUAUCAAUGCUGCCCGACCGGCCCCCAAGUCGACAGUCUACUAUCAGUCUCUCGAUUGGAACAAACCGCCACCCGAUGGUCUCUGUCGCAACGCUAUCGAUCUGAUCCUGCUGUCCGACUGUACCUACAAUGUCGACAGCUUGCCCGCGCUGGUCUCUACGCUGGACCGCUUGGUCCGGAGCUCGCCGGGGGCGAUCAUCUUGGUGGCCCUGAAGAGGCGGCACGACAGCGAAACGGUGUUUUUCGAUCUGAUGCAAUCCGCAGCGUUCCAGUGCCUCCAGGACCGCAUCCCGCUUCCCUCACAGCAUGACCAAGUCGAUCAGAUCGAAUUGUACUGCUACAGCCGAUGA